Molecule: messenger RNA, 411 nt
Organism: Diaporthe amygdali
Lineage: Eukaryota; Fungi; Ascomycota; Sordariomycetes; Diaporthales; Diaporthaceae
Exons: 1
Coding region: 1-411 (136 amino acids)
Source: RefSeq, a predicted model, not a curated record
AUGCCAGAAACAGCAAACGGUAUGCGAACGACGAUGAAAGAAAACAAAGCCACUCCUACGGAAGUCUCAAUUCCGGGAAGUCAAAGCAGCGGAACCUCCGCCGUCACACCUCAAAUCAACAAGAGACUUGUUGCCGUUCCAGAAGGCGGCUCCAACACCAUGUCUGACCACACGUGGCACCCGAAAUAUCAAGUUCAGGUCCUUUUCAAGAAGAUCGGGCCUGAUCCGCUGACGACCGUACGAGGCCUGUCUUCUGUGUCGGAAAUCUACUUCCACAUCUUAAAGAAAAGGCUGCAUUGUAUUGGGAUAUGCCGAAAGAACGAGUUCGAACUUUUCCGCGUCUACCCGGGUGACGUUAUACGACUUCUACGCAAAUUGGGUGUUCCAGACGAAUAUGUCACAAUUGCCUGA